GUAGCCGGGUGUCUUCUAGAGUCCGGGGAUGUUCCGCUACUGGUCUCAGAAAUCUUAGUGGGGGUACCCCAGAUGAUUUAUGUGGAUCCAGCAGGGGAGUAUACUUCAGAAUUCUGGAAAGAGCAGUUACAGCGAGGGAACAUAAAGUCUCGGGUCAGUGCUGCCGAAUCGCACUGGCAACUUGUGGAGGCACACGGCAAAAUCAUCAAGGAAAUUCUUAGCCGCAUGGACUCCGAGCACGAAAUUGUGGAGUUUCGGCCGGCGAUUGGAUUCUUUAUUGGCGAGUACAGAAGGGAGGAGGCAGUAGAGGCAAAGGCCGAUGGCAUGGACCGGGUCUGGGAGAUGACACUGCGUGAGACCCAGGUAGACAUGUCAAAUUUGCCGUCUGCUCAGCAAGCUUUGGAGUACGUUAUGUUGGCUACCCCUGAUAGGAAGAAGCGGGUAGAAGUCAAGAUGCGUGACCUGACCAGCUCUGAGCAAGAGCAGUUUGUACAGGCCAAGGGCAAAGAGGUAGGGGCUUCGCUCAGUCAUCAGACAGUGCGCCGCGUAGCAGCCGGGAUGUUGGCUGAUGAGCAACUUUUACGGUGUCGAUGGAUCCUUACCUGGAAACCUCCUGAACAGCAUGGUGGUCCCCGUAGGGCUAAGGCAAGGUUAGUAGUGCUAGGGUUUGAGGAUCCGGGUUUGGGGGAGAUCCCGAAUGAUGCGCCGACACUAGGGGAAGAUGCUCGUCAGCUCAUUCUCCAGAAAGUGGCGGCCAAUAGGUGGACGCUGAUCAAUUUUGACAUUUCCACCGCUUUUCUGCAAGGCCAAGGAGAUGGCCGGACCUUGGGUAUCCAUCCUCCAGAGGAAAUUAGACAGGCCUUAGACAUGAAGCCAGGAGACCAGUGUCAGUUAAUGGGUGGGGCGUACGGCAGGAUAGAUGCACCUUUCUUGUGGUUUCAGACUUUAAAAGGGACACUGGAAAAUCUCGGCUUUGUGCAAAGCCCUUUUGAUGCAUGUACCUUCAGCCUGAUCACUCAGGACGCCCACGGCAAGCCUAAAGUGCAUGGGGUUCUAGGUAUUCAUGUGGAUGAUGGCCUAGGGGGAGGGGAUGAGUAUUUCCGAAUGGUGGUCCAAAAGCUUCCGGAUAGGUAUAGUUUUGGGUCAUAUGACGAGGGCGAGUUCACGUUCACAGGCAUUCAUUUUAAGCAGUGGGACGACGGGAGCAUAGAGUAUGAUCAGCAUGAAUAUUUGGAGCGCAUUCAGCCAGCGCGUGUCCCUAAGCAGCGGAGGGCUGAACCAGACUCUCCUUUAACUCCAGAUGAAGUUCAUGAGCUGCGCCGACUGAAUGGCAGCAUCCAAUACGCUGCUGUUCACUCCAGACCCGACUUGGCAGCAAAGGUCGGAAUGCUUCAGUCAGCAGUUCCAAAGGCAAGGGUGUCACAUUUGUUGGAAGCCAAUCGACUUUUGCACGAGGCCAAAUCGCACCCAGUCUCACUCAUGACAGUUCCCAUUCCGGAAGCUCACGUAACGUUCUGCACGUUCUCAGACGCUUCUUUUGCAACUAGCAAGGAUAGCAAUUCCUAUCAAGGGACACUGGUCGUAGCUACGGAUUGGAGAAUGUUGUCAAAUGAGAAGGCCGUGAUUGCUCCUUUGGCAUGGUCAAGCCGGAAAAUCGCCCGGGUGGUACGAAGCACCUUGAGUGCGGAGGUCGUCGCACUUUGUAACUCAGUGGACCGCAUGUCAUGGAUUCGGCUCUUCUGGGGGUGGAUGAAAGAUCCCUCCGUAGACAUUUCCCAGCCGGAUCAAGUACUGAAGGGUUCUCCUCAAGCAGCUUUGGUAACAGACUGUAAAAGCGCCUUUGAUAUCGCGACAAAGACAGCCAUUCCUAGCUGUUCUGAGCUUAGGACCCAGCUAGAGUGCUUGCUGCUACGGGAGAGACUUCAGGAAAACUGCCAGAUGCGGUGGGUUCAUUCGAAGGCAACGCUAGCGGAUUGUCUGACCAAGAUGAUGGAUGGUAGUGAGCUCCGUAAGUGCCUAGCCAGUGGGUAUUAUGCUCUGUUUGAUGAAGGGAAGAUACUGGCGGAGCGUUUGGGCAAACGACAAUCGCUGCAGUGGCUUCGCAAGGUGACGCUUGCCAACAGCACUGGGGCUCAGAGGGCAGGCGCCGAAGCCAUGGGCACAGAAGCAGAGACUGGAACUGGGGGCGGACCCCCAAGUCACCUUCCACUGCAACUGAUCCCUCGCUUCUCUCCUGGGGUGACAAACGUGGACGAGUAUGUGAAGAGACUACAGUUCUUGAAGGAGCUGUGGCCAGUGGAGCACUUGUCGCUUUUGGGACCUCGAGCAGCCCUACUUGUCGAAGGGGCCGCUUUCCAGAAGGUGAGCCGUAUAUCACCGGAGAAGCUUAAGAGUGCGGAUGGAAUCAAGAUCUUGGCGGAACAGCUUGGCGGCUCCUGGGGUCGACUGCAGGUGAAAGACAAGUUCCACUAUUUCGAGCAGGCCAUCUUCCAGACCCAACAGAAGCACGACGAGACAAAUGAUUCCUACAUCGCACGGCACGACGCCCAGUUCGAAGAGUUGUUGUCGAGACAGGUGAGCUUGGAAGAAGUCCGUGCUUACGUGUUGCUGCGACAUUCGCAGUUGGCACCGGAGGAUAAGAAACGUGUUAUCGUGGAAUCCAAGGGUGACCUGAAGUAUGCGGAGACAAUCAAGGCAAUACGCUUGCUCGGAUCGCGUUUCUUUGGAGAGCUGCAGUCCAAGAAUGGGCCCGGGACAGGGUCCGGAAGGGGAUCGGAAAGGUCCAAAGUGUACGACGUGAACAUGACCGAGGCGGAGCACUCAGAAGAAAUCAACCUGGCGGCCCAGGAGGACGAAGUGGACGAAGAAGAGGUUUUCGCCUAUUUCUUCGAGCAGUGCGACAAGGAUGCUCUCUACAUUGCUGAGUUUGAGGACGGCAUCAUAGAGGCUGUUCAGGAGUCAAAUCUUGCCCCGGUGUUCUCGGCUUACCAAGAAGCCAGAAGCAGACUGCGGGAGAAAGCGCGAUCCCGUGGGUUUUGGCCUUUGAGCAAGGGAGCCGGCAAGAACCCGAAGGGCAAGGGCUACAGCAAGAAGGGGCAGAGCUUCGGAAAGGGGAGGCGUCCCCGCGCACUGGCAGAGCGUAUCUCGACAAGCGCCUGUCGCUUGUGCGGCGCUGUUGGACAUUGGAAAAGGGAAUGUCCAAGGAAUCCCGACAACCAAGGCGGCAGCAGCAAGAUGGAGGUAUCCAACAUGGCCGUUUUGGACAAGGACGACGACGACAGCAACAGCGAGCCCUCACCAGAAUUUCUCCAAGAACUGCCGGAAGACACGAUCAUGUACAUGGAUGACCUUAGCCUGGCCGAGGACCAGGCCACCGCGGCAGAGCAACAGGCCACGUGCCAGCAGAUCUCUGGGGACCAGAAGAUCGACGACUGA
Symbiodinium pilosum is the source of this 3435-nucleotide messenger RNA. Lineage: Eukaryota; Dinophyceae; Suessiales; Symbiodiniaceae. The record is from the annotation of a GenBank genome assembly.